Molecule: messenger RNA, 400 nt
Organism: Ilex paraguariensis (yerba mate)
Lineage: Eukaryota; Viridiplantae; Streptophyta; Magnoliopsida; Aquifoliales; Aquifoliaceae
Source: the annotation of a GenBank genome assembly
GCCAGGGUAUCUCUCUGCGACAAAGCCUCCGCCGAACAAAUUCAUGAAACCGAGUCAUAAUCCAAAGGACCCCGACGAGCCGGAAACACCUUCAAAUAAUCUAUGGGUCGGAAAUUUAUCCAGCGAGGUGACGGACUCAGAUUUGAUGUCUUUAUUCGAAAAUCACGGCGCGUUGGACGGCAUUGCCUCUUACACGGCGCGGAGCUUUGCAUUCGUGUACUUCCGUCGAAUCGAGGAUGCAAAAUCGGCCAAGGAAGCUUUGCAAGGGGUGGUUCUGAAAGGGCAUGCGAUUAAGAUCGAUUUUGCCAAACCGCCGGGUAAAUGGACGGGAUUCACGAUGCUCCCUUUUCUCCUUCCAUACUAUUCACCAUUCAUGGGAGGGGUUCAAAUAGUUGCAUAA